GGUGUGGUCUGUGGUGAUAAGCAGCACACCUCGAAAUCCUUGUUGUUGCAGCUGAUCGCUUCCAUUAUCAGUAAGCUUUUAGGAGGUUCGGUUGACAUAUUAGUCAAGAUUAAUCUCUCGGUGAAAAUCAAUAUGAGCGAGGGAAGCAAUGAAGGGGCCGAGUCGCCUCCGGCUAACACUGGCGUACUGUCCGCGACGGCCACCGUAGCAACAUCCGGCGAGCCAUCGGAGUUGGCCACUGCAGUGUCACCACCACCGUUACCGCCACGAGAACAUUUGAUCGUUACUGCCGUAAAGUUCCUCAACAACCCGAACGUAGUUCGCAGUGCCAUAACCAAAAAGCAAGCAUUUCUUCGCUCCAAAGGGCUGUCGGAAGACGAGAUACAGAUUGCAUGUGAGCGAGCCGGUGUCUUUACGACAAAUCCUUCCACCAUUCCAGCGCAGACCGUAAUUAGCAUGGGCGUAGAAUCGAGCGGUGGCGGUAGCUAUACCUCCAAGCCCGGCUAUCAAAUUCAACCACGGCCAAACUUCCUUACACGCAUGAAGGACAUGCUAAGCUCGGCGGCUCUACUGAGCGGACUGAUGUAUGCUGUUUACUUGUUUUAUAAGAAAUUCAUUGAACCGUUGCUGUUCCGCAGCAAAAAGAAAAAAUCCGUCACCGAACAGCUGACGGAACUGAAUCAAACGAUGACGGUAAAGAUUGAUACUCUGAGCGCCGAGUUGGGCAAAAUUAAGCAAGAACUGAAUCAGGUCAACCAAACCAACACAACCGUGAAGGAGUUGGCCAACUUUAAGGGUGAUCUGGAUUCGAUUAAAGGAUUGCUUUUGAACAGAAAACAAUUCGCUGCACCAAAUCUGCCCGUCGUUCCACCAUCGAUUCCGGCCUGGCAGCUACGCUCUCAGCAACAUCAACCGGCUAGCAGCGAAGGUGAACACGACAAGCACGAUGACAAUGAUACCGGAUCUGGAUCGGGCUCUAGCGAAAAUGAUGUUGUGCUGAAGAACAGCGAUAGCAGCUUGGAGAUUAUGUAAUGCGAUAAU
Messenger RNA from Anopheles maculipalpis, 1041 nucleotides. It is a transcript of the gene Pex14, whose product is annotated as peroxisomal membrane protein PEX14. Gene Ontology annotation, molecular function: signaling receptor binding. Gene Ontology annotation, biological process: protein import into peroxisome matrix, docking. The record is from RefSeq and is a predicted model, not a curated record. Gene Ontology annotation, cellular component: peroxisomal membrane; peroxisomal importomer complex. NCBI's taxonomy places the organism in Eukaryota, Metazoa, Arthropoda, Insecta, Diptera, Culicidae. The transcript has 4 exons. The coding region runs from base 133 to 1032 and encodes 299 amino acids.